Echinostoma caproni is the source of this 543-nucleotide messenger RNA. Lineage: Eukaryota; Metazoa; Platyhelminthes; Trematoda; Plagiorchiida; Echinostomatidae. The record is from the annotation of a GenBank genome assembly.
AUGACUGCGGUGCUACUGCUCGUCACAGUGAUUGUGGUCGGUGCAAAUUAUGCGAACGCAGCAAAUCAACUGCGACUAUACGCGAACCGAUUCUACGCCACAUUUGCCACAAUUGUACCGGUCGAUCGAUACGCACGGGACCAGUUUGAAGUGCGGCCUCUGAUCUGGGGCUGGCUAUCCUCAUUUGUUCAUCUGUCACAAGCGCUCAAUCUUUGGACCGGCGUGUUUCCAUUGUUGGGUAAAUGGAGUGGACCUCAUGGAAGACGUACUCAUAUCGGGUGGAUUCCCGUGCUGGUCUGUUGGCAAUUCCUGAUCCCAUUGCCCGUCCUAUUGCUCAUGUUCUCGUUGGCCUCGGCAUUUCACCCGGAAUACGCGCGAUGCUAUCUGAGCACAGAUUGGCAAGCCCCAUUCAUCCUUGUGACGCACGUGUUCUCCAAAUUUUCCAGUGAUCGCCUGCUGGCCGGUUGUUUUUUCAUUGCCCUCAUGUUGUGUCUGUUCCUGUCCCAAGUAAGCUUAUCGACCAGUUUUUUGGGGUUCUGCUAA